Messenger RNA from Tarenaya hassleriana, 2375 nucleotides. RefSeq names its product F-box/WD-40 repeat-containing protein At5g21040. NCBI's taxonomy places the organism in Eukaryota, Viridiplantae, Streptophyta, Magnoliopsida, Brassicales, Cleomaceae. Gene Ontology annotation, molecular function: protein binding. The record is from RefSeq and is a predicted model, not a curated record. Gene Ontology annotation, cellular component: preribosome, large subunit precursor. The coding region runs from base 448 to 2124 and encodes 558 amino acids. The transcript has 2 exons.
AAGAAGCCAUAUUAAAAUUUUAAAUUUCCAUGUGAUUGUCGCAUAUGCAUCUUUCUAGGCCCAUUUAUACAAAGCCGCAGAUCUAGCAUGACCGUACAUACGAUCUCCACCGUCCGAUUAUUUUCCAUCCAACGGUUCUUACGUCACCAUCACUACGCCCGCUCGUCUGCCUCCACGAAAAUAAAAGAAAGAAAAAGAAAACAAAAUCGGCGUUUCUUCGAGGGCGGUUCUUCUACUUCGUCAUUCGGACCCAGAGAAAUUAGGGCAACGGAAUUUGGGCGAAAAGUUUCUUCGUUGCUGCGAAGACCCUCUUCUUGAUUCCUAGAGGAUUUGCUGGAUUCGAGUCUGCGAUUGUAGAAUUUUAGGGAUCUGAUCAAAGUUUGUUCGUGGAGAGGGUUUCGCGGUAGGGUUUAGGGGCUGUAUCUAGGGGUGGAUUUUGGCCAUUUCAUGGCAUUUGAAUGCCAGGAGAGUGUUAAAGUUGCAAACAAAUUGGCGAAUUUUGGCGAGAGUUUGUGCGAGCAAGGAACUAGGAAUGAUUUGUUGGGUUCUGGUUUCAUCAGAGAGAAUGGGUCUCUUGAGCUUUCGAGAGUGAAGCCAUGUUGUCAGCUUAAGAAGGAAUUUCCAGUCUCUAUUGACUCGAAACAUUUGCCCAGUGAGAAAGUUUUGUCUAGUUAUCAACGUUCGAUCAUUGACCUGCCUUCGGCGUUGCUAUCUGAGAUUCUUGAUUGCCUUGACCCGAAAGAACUAGGUAUAGUAUCUUGUGUUUCGACUAUUCUGCAUAGGUUAGCAUCGGAGCAUCAGGCAUGGAAGGAGUUCUAUCGUGAGAGAUGGGGAAUCCCUGUUGUUCCUGGCCCAAGAACUCCGGGAUUUACCGAUGAGAAGUCAUGGAAAGAAUUGUUUGUUGAGAGGGAAUUUAGGAGUAAAACCUUUUUAGGACGAUACAACUCUGAUGCAUUGUAUGGUCACACUGAGGCCGUCCGGACCGUUUUCCUUUUGGCUUCUGCCAAGCUCAUCUUCACUUCGGGAUAUGAUUCCAUUGUGCGGAUGUGGGAUAUGGAGGAAGGCUUGUCUAUUGCAUCGUCUAAGCCACUCGGUUGCACAAUUAGGGCAGUUGCAGCGGAUACAAAACUGUUGGUUGCUGGUGGGACUGAUGGUUUUAUACACUGCUGGAGAGCGGUGGAGGGUGUUCCACACCUGUUUGACCUGAAAGGUUUUCAGAAGGAGAACACUGAGUUUCGACUUUGGGAACAUGAGGGUCCUAUCACUUCUCUUGCCUUAGACAUGACAAAGAUCUUUAGUGGUUCAUGGGACAUGUCUGUUCGUAUAUGGGACCGAUCUUCGAUGAAGUGCAUCAACAUUUUGAGGCAUAGUGACUGGGUUUGGGGCCUCGCACCUCACGAGACCACCGUUGCUAGCACAUCGGGUUCAGAUGUAUAUAUUUGGGAUACUAACAAUGGGACUCCGCUGGUGAUUAUCCGUGGUGCUCAUGAGGGUAACACUUACUCAUUGGCGAGAAGCCAUACCGGGGAUUAUCUGUUUACCGGUGGAGAAGACGGAGGAAUCAAAAUGUUUGAGAUCACGAGACAAGGUAACGAGACGAACGUAGUUCUCGUGUCUAAGUGGAUGCCUCACACUGGCCCUGUGUAUUCUCUGGCCUUUGAGUUUCCCUGGCUUGUUUCCGCAUCUGGUGAUGGUAAACUCGCACUGAUCGAUGUGAGGAAGCUGUUGAGGACUAGUCGUCGUUCUUUGACCAAAAGGGUUUCUAGGGUUAGCUACAAUGAUCAGAAUAACGUGGAACCACCGCAAAGAAUGCUUCACGGGUUUGGAUCGAACUUAUUCUCUGUCGAUGUGGGGGCUGACCGGAUAGUUUGUGGGGGCGAAGAAGGCGUUGUCCGGAUCUGGAAUUUCACGGAAGCCCUCGAGGUUGAGCGAAGGGCUCGGGCUCUCAAAGGCAUGAGACUUGAGAGCAGGAUGAGACGGAGAAGAUUACAGAUGGAGAUGAACGCAAAGGGUGGAAGAUCUGACCACCAAUGCUCGGUUGCUGCACAUAAGAGCUCGAUCAAUGGUGACAGAAACCGGGCUUGGCAUAGCAGAAGAGGAGGGAACAGCAAGGUGAAGGCAUAACAAUGGUGCAAUUCUGCAGUUCCUGCGAAACCCUAAUCGUCUUUCUUCAUGGUUGGAUUGGUCUGUCUGUCUGAGAGAGAGUAAUAGAUUUGAGACCAAAAGAGAAUAUCAAAGUCUGAGUUCCAUUGUUGGACAAAGUCAUAUGAUUUGGUUUUUUAAAAAAGAAGUAUUCAUGAGCUUUAUGCCCCUUGUUAAGACACAAAUUCGAUGGGUGUCUUUUUUUUCUCUCUAUUUCAUAUGGAGAAGUCUUA